AUGUCUGUCUACGUAGACCUCCCCUUCGAGCUCCAGGCGGCUCCCGCUGGCUUCAAGCCCGGCCAGUCCUCCGCCUCCACCCUCGCCGCUCCCGUCACCCACACCCUCCAGCCCGUUGGCCCCGCCUUCCUCGCCCACAAGCGUCGUGAGCUCAACGGCCUCUCGUUCGCCCAGGACGACAAGACCAUCGCAGACUCGCUCGCCGCUGCCGCUGCUGCUGCUGCCGCCAAUGGCGACGACGACGCCGGCGUCGGCGAGGAGGACGAGUCCGAGGAGCUCCUCGCCCGCGACCCCAAGGAGUGGAAGACCCAGGACCACUACGCCGUCCUCGGCCUCUCCUCGCUCCGCUGGAACGCCACCCAGGAGCAGAUCAAGAUCGCCCACCGCAAAAAGGUGCUCAAGCACCACCCGGACAAGAAGGCCGGCUCCUCGGGCCUCACCUCGGACGACUCCUUCUUCAAGUGCAUCGCCAAGGCGCACGAGAUCCUCAGCAACCCCGAGAAGCGUCGUCAGUUCGACUCGGUCGACGAGAGCGUCGACGACGAGGCCGUCCCCACGGGCAAGGAGCCCGCCGACAAGUUCUACCAGCUCUGGGGUCCCGUGUUUGAGCGCGAGGGCCGCUUCUCCGAGCCCAAGAACGGCGCCGUGCCCAAGCUCGGCGACGCCAACUCGACGCGCGACCAGGUCAACGAGUUCUACGACUUCUUCUACAACUUUGACUCGUGGCGCUCGUUCGAGUACCUCGACAAGGAGAUCAACGAGGGCUCCGACAACCGCGACGACAAGCGCUACACCGAAAAGAAGAACCGCAACGAGCGCGCGCGCAGAAAGAAGGAGGACAACGCACGUCUGCGCAACCUCGUCGACAAGGCGCUCUCCGUAGACCCGCGCAUCAAGCAGUUCAAGGCCGAUGACAAGGCGGCGCGCGAGGCCAAGAAGAACAAGGGCCGUCCCGGCGUCAACGGCGCCGCUGCCGUCGACCCGCGCAAGGCGGCCGAGGACAAGAAGAAGGCCGAGGAGGAGGCCAAGCGCAAGGCCGACGAAGAGGCCAAGGCUGCCGAGCAGGAGAAGUCGGCAAAGGCCGACGCCAAAAAGGCAAAGGAGGCCGCCAAGAAGGCCAUCAAGAAGGAGAAGAAGGCGCUCAACAAGCUCAUCACCGACAACAACUACUUCCAGUCCGCCGCACCCACCCCGGCCAUCAUCGAGGCCCAGCUCAACGAGCUCGAUGCACUCUGCGAAAAGCUCGAGGCCACCAAGCUCGCCGACUACAGGAAGAAGGCCGAGGCUGCCUCGGGCGCCGACGCCAUCAAGGCCGAGUUUGUCAACGCCGCCAAGGACGCUGGCAUCGCCACCUCUGCUUUCGCCUGA
Messenger RNA from Moesziomyces antarcticus, 1368 nucleotides. Its product is annotated as DnaJ-domain-containing protein. Gene Ontology annotation, molecular function: Hsp70 protein binding; ribosome binding. Gene Ontology annotation, biological process: regulation of translational fidelity; 'de novo' cotranslational protein folding. The transcript has a single exon. NCBI's taxonomy places the organism in Eukaryota, Fungi, Basidiomycota, Ustilaginomycetes, Ustilaginales, Ustilaginaceae. The coding region runs from base 1 to 1368 and encodes 455 amino acids. The record is from RefSeq and is a predicted model, not a curated record. Gene Ontology annotation, cellular component: cytosol.